Messenger RNA from Panthera uncia (snow leopard), 2207 nucleotides. It is a transcript of the gene STAC2, whose product is annotated as SH3 and cysteine rich domain 2. Gene Ontology annotation, biological process: positive regulation of voltage-gated calcium channel activity; skeletal muscle contraction; positive regulation of protein localization to plasma membrane. The record is from RefSeq and is a predicted model, not a curated record. Gene Ontology annotation, cellular component: extrinsic component of cytoplasmic side of plasma membrane. NCBI's taxonomy places the organism in Eukaryota, Metazoa, Chordata, Mammalia, Carnivora, Felidae. Gene Ontology annotation, molecular function: protein binding. Bases 401 to 1627 code for a protein of 408 amino acids. The transcript is spliced from 11 exons.
GGGAGAGGGAUGGGGGGCGGGCGCAGAGGACGGCGGAGCCGGCCGGACACGGACUGCUCCUCCGCUCCCUCCCUCAGCACAUCCCCGCGUCCCCACUUCCCUCCUCCCCUCGCUCCGAGCAGCAUCCUCUGCAGACCCUCGGUCCUCCUUCCCGGGGUCGUCCGGCUCCAGCGGCUCCCCGUAAUUACCCCUCUUCACCGGCCAACCCGGGAACUUUCUCCACCCGCUCCCGGGAGUGGGGGGUCGCUUUUUUCCUGGGGCGGAUUUUUCCUGGGGUUCACUGGGGGGCAGUGUCUGGAAAAGGGCUUGAGGGUCCUAGAGAGACGUCUGCCACCUGCCACCUGCCCCCAGGGGGCCUGCCGUCGGGUCUUGGCACCCCCUCUUCCUCUCUACCCCAACCAUGACCGAAAUGAGCGAGAAGGAGAACGAACCGGAUGACGCGGCCACCCGCACCCCCCCGGGGACCGUCUCUGCCCUCCAGGAAACCAAGCUCCAGCGGUUCAAGCGCUCACUUUCCCUCAAGACCAUCCUCCGAAGUAAGAGCGUGGAGAACUUCUUCCUUCGCUCAGGCUCUGAGCUCAAGUGCCCCACUGAGGUGCUGUUGACGCCCCCGACCCCGCUGCCCCCUCCCUCCCCACCACCGGCAUCUACAGAUGGGAGCUUCCCUACCCCGGCCCCCUCCCCUUGCCCAAUCCCACGGCCCCUGGCACCACUCAAACCAGUAAGGCUGCACAGCUUCCAGGAACACGUCUUCAAGAGAGCCAGCCCUUGUGAGCUAUGCCACCAGAUCAUUGUGGGAAACUCCAAGCAGGGUUUGCGGUGUAAGACGUGCAAAGUCAGCGUCCACCUCUGGUGCUCCGAGGAGAUCUCCCACCAGCAAUGCCCAGGCAAGGUGUCCUCCUCCUUCCGUCGAAACUUCAGCUCCCCCCUCCUGGUGCAUGAACCACCCCCAGCCUGUGUCACAAGCAGAGAGUCCCCACCCACUGGGGCCAGCGGGAAGGUAGACCCCGUCUAUGAGACGCUGCGCUAUGGCACCUCCUUGGCACUGAUGAACCGCUCCAGCUUCAGCAGUACCUCUGAGUCCCCCACGCGGAGCCUGAGUGAGCGGGAUGAGCUGACCGAGGAUGGGGAAGGCAGCAUCCGCAGCUCAGAGGAGGGCCCUGGCGACAGUGUGUUCACAGCCCCGGCCGAGAGCGAAGGGUCAGGACCAGAGGAGAAGAGCCCUGGACAGCAGCCCGCAAAACCCCCUCUGCGGAAGGAUGUGGGGCCCAUGUACUCCUAUGUCGCUCUCUACAAGUUUCUGCCCCAAGAGAACAAUGACCUGGCUUUGCAGCCUGGGGACCGGAUCCUGCUGGUGGAUGACUCUAACGAGGACUGGUGGAAGGGGAAGAUUGGCGACCGGGUUGGCUUCUUCCCAGCCAAUUUUGUGCAGCGCGUAAGGCCAGGAGAGAACGUCUGGCGCAGCUGCCAACCCUUCUCCGGGAACAAGGAACAGGGGUACAUGAGCCUCAAGGAGAACCAGAUCUGUGUGGGUGUGGGCAGGAGCAAGGAUGCUGACGGCUUCAUCCGCGUCAGCAGCGGCAAGAAGCGGGGCCUGGUGCCAGCCGACGCCCUGACCGAGAUCUGAGAGGAGCCAAGAGAACCCAGAUGCCACCCCUGCCCGAGCCUGGCCCUUGCUUCUGGCCCUGGAGAGGAACGGGCAUCUGCCCACACUCUUCCUCCCUCUGCCUCUCUCCUAGGAGCCACCCCCCAUGGCUUGGGAGCCCUCUGCACAGAGGAAGGUUUUAUUUCUUGGGUCCCAGGGUGCCCUGAGGGAGUUGCUGCUCUGGGACUCGGGGGUGAGGAAGGAGGAGAAAGUGGGAGGGAAUGAGGAAGUUCCAGGUGGGUCCAGCCAGUGCCCAGACACCCCCACUUGCCAUGCUGAGUGCGGCCCUGGGGAGGGGGGCAUUCCUGAGGAAUUUUCUCGCUGCUUUGUCCAGAGAGCCUUCUCAUGUCCACACCACCUUUGCAUGCCCGACACCAUUCCCCCCCUCCCCACAGAGCCUCUGCUUGGGUCUAUGUGUGUGUGACCCUGCGGCUGCCGCUUUGGAAGUGGGACCUUGGGAAGGUGACUUCCCAAAUCCCUCAGCUCUCUGCCCUGGGUUGGGAGGGGAUUCGGGGCUGCAGGAGGAUCCUGAGUCCACCUCCUGGUGUCCCCUCCUCUGUCC